AGAGAGACCUGGUUUCUCUAACACUAAUCUUGUCCUCGCAAUACACUCGCUCUAUGAGAGCAAUUAGAUUCAGCACCGUUUCCAGUGCCUCUGCAAUGACUCAUUGAAACAUCUUCUGUGCUGAUAAAGCCGCAUCUCUUUCCUCCCCCCCCCCUCACACACACACAUACACACACACACAUACACGCACACACACACAUACACAUGCACACAAACAGAGGACGUAUAGCCGGGCUGCCGUCAGUGCAUCGGGACUGCACUUCUGACUUUGGAUUUGCUGAGCAGGAGGCUGGACGUGGACUUAAUUGUGUUUUUUUUUUCCUUAUGUGGAGGAGCCUGAAGUCGGGACUUACAUAAAAGAGUGAGACGGUGGAGAUCCAGGCUGAGGAUAUCCUAACAAGCUGGAGCCCAGGUAACCAAAGCGCAUCCAAGGCUCUCUCCUGUUCAGGACAGAGGAGUUAUACAUCAGCCACCAAUCUCCAUGCAGGCUCUCAGGAUGGGGAGCUCUGAGAAAGCUGCUUUGUUUGGCUGGGGCUACUUUGCUCAGCUCGCAGCCUGAGGAGGAGUAGGAAACAUCUCGGUGGAGGGGCAGGGGGUGGGCACCGAGGACCCGAGGGUGGACCAUAACCACGACCUGCCAGGCUCAGGCUCAGCACAGCAGGAGCAUGUCAUCGCUGGGAGGCCCUUCAUGGAUGUGUCGCUCCACGGCCAAGGCCAACCUUCUGCUGUGGAUGGGGCUGGCGUCCAUCUGUGUGGCUGCCAUUCAGGCCCAGCAGCACCCUGUGGUCACCACCAAUUACGGAAAAUUGCGGGGAGUGAAGGUUACAUUACCGAAUGAGAUCCUGGGACCAGUGGAACAGUAUUUGGGAAUCCCUUAUGCGCUGGCCCCAACGGGGGAGCGAAGAUUCCAGCCGCCAGAGCCGCCGAUGUCCUGGCCGGGCAUCAGGAAUGCUACUCAGUUUGCUCCGGUUUGUCCUCAGUUCUUAGAGGACCGCUUUUUGCUCAAUGAUAUGCUCCCUGUGUGGUUCACCGCCAACUUGGAUACAGUGGUAACUUAUGUGCAGGAGCAGAGCGAGGACUGCCUUUACCUGAACAUCUACGUCCCCACAGAGGAUGAUAUCCAUGAUGAGAACGGGUUAAAGCCAGUCAUGGUUUACAUCCACGGAGGCUCCUACAUGGAGGGAACCGGCAACAUGAUUGACGGCAGCAUCCUGGCCAGCUACGGGAAUGUCAUCGUCAUCACAAUCAACUACCGGCUCGGUGUUCUGGGGUUUCUAAGCACAGGAGACCAGGCAGCCAAGGGCAACUACGGCCUGUUGGAUCAAAUUCAGGCUCUCAGGUGGAUCAAAGAAAACAUCCAGGCCUUCAAAGGAGAUCCGAAGAGAGUGACCAUUUUUGGCUCUGGCGCCGGAGCAUCGUGCGUCAGCCUGCUCACCCUCUCGCAUUACUCAGAAGAUCUGUUCCAGAAAGCUAUCAUCCAGAGUGGCACGGCCCUGUCCAGCUGGGCGGUCAACUACCAGCCUGCCAAGUACACGCGAGCCCUGGCUGAGAAGGUGGGCUGCAACAUGCUGGACACCAUCGACCUGGUGGAGUGCCUGCAGAACAAGAACUACAAGGAGCUUAUCGAGCAGUACAUCACACCUGCGAAGUACCACAUCGCCUUCGGGCCUGUGAUCGAUGGCGACGUCAUCCCAGAUGACCCCCAGAUCCUGAUGGAGCAAGGGGAGUUCCUCAACUAUGACAUCAUGCUGGGGGUCAAUCAGGGCGAGGGGUUUAAGUUCGUAGAUGGCAUCGUUGACAGUGAGGACGGGGUGUCCGCCAAUGACUUUGACUUUGCUGUGUCGGACUUCGUGGACCAUCUCUAUGGCUACCCUGAGGGCAAGGACACUCUCCGCGAGACCAUCAAAUUCAUGUACACAGACUGGGCGGACAAGGAGAACCCAGAGACCCGGCGCAAGACCCUCGUGGCUCUGUUCACUGACCACCAGUGGGUGGCACCAGCAGUGGCUACAGCUGACCUCCACGCCCAGUAUGGCUCACCCACCUACUUCUACGCUUUCUACCACCACUGUCAGAGCGACAUGAAGCCCAGCUGGGCUGACUCGGCCCACGGUGAUGAAGUACCAUAUGUGUUUGGAAUCCCAAUGAUCGGCCCAACGGAUCUCUUCAACUGCAACUUCUCCAAGAACGAUGUGAUGCUGAGUGCUGUGGUCAUGACCUACUGGACUAACUUUGCCAAAACAGGGGAUCCAAACCAGCCGGUUCCACAGGAUACAAAGUUCAUCCACACAAAACCCAACCGUUUUGAGGAGGUCGCCUGGACCAAGUACAACCCCAAAGACCAGCUCUACCUGCACAUCGGCCUCAAACCGCGAGUCCGAGACCACUACCGUGCUACCAAGGUGGCUUUCUGGUUAGAGCUGGUUCCACACCUCCAUAACAUCAAUGAAUUCUUUCAAUACGUAUCCACCACCACCAAAAUACCUCCGCAGGACACCACCCCUUACCCUUACACCAAACGAUUCCCUGGUAAAAACAACUGGCCAUCCACCACCCGCCAUCCAGGGGUGCCACCCGCCAACACCAAGCAGACCACCGACCAACGCAAGAGCGGCGACCUGACCGACGAGUCGACCGUCGUGAUCGAGACCAAGAGGGACUACUCCACCGAGCUCAGCGUCACCAUCGCAGUCGGAGCCUCCCUGCUCUUUCUGAACAUCCUCGCCUUCGCCGCGCUCUACUACAAAAAAGACAAGCGGCGGCACGAGUCCAACCGGCGCGUCCCCACGCCGCAGCGAAACUCCGCCCCGACCAACACGCCCUCCACCGCCAAUGACGUGGCCCACCUGCAGAGCGAGGAGCUCAUGUCUUUGCAGAUGAAGCAGCAGCAGCUGGAGCACGAGCACCACCACGAGUGCGAGUCCAUGCAGACCCACGACACGCUGCGCCUCACUUGCCCGCCCGACUACACCCUCACCCUGCGCCGCUCGCCCGACGACAUACCCCUGAUGACGCCCAGCACCAUCACCAUGAUCCCCAACUCACUGGCUGGCAUGCAGCCUCUGCACAACUUCAAUACUUUUGGUGGCAGCCAGAACAGUACCAACUUACCCCACGGUCACUCCACCACACGGGUAUAGGAGACAGGAUGGCGCUGGAUUUCCUCUGGAUCAGCCACUGACCUCGCAAGGCAAAUACGAGUGACUGACUGUGUGAAGCACAGACUCAGUAGAUGCUAUUUUGCUACCACGCCUUCUUGAAAAGCAUAUACAGUAUAAAUUGAUCAUGAACCAGUGAAAAUAUUCAAAGUGAAUGUUACUAUAGUAAUAACUCUACUCGGAGCUAAGCUUCACAGAGGGUUUUCGAAGAGUUUUACCAAAAGAAAAGGCAACCAGGGGAUGACUAUUAAUAUUCUUACAAUAAAAAAUGAAGUGACAGAGAAGCUUUUGCAGAGGCUUUUGUGCCAUGAAUACAGGAAGACAGUGGCAACCCUUGUUGAAAAGCAACAACUGAACGUCUGAAACAUCUUUUCAUGAUCCUUCAUGCAUCAGACACCUGACUUGGGCACAGAAUUCUACACCCCAGCCUGAAAUGUAUUUAUGAAAACUUUGUUAAAAAAACAAAAAGGAAAGAAAAAAGGUAUAUAGUUGUGCGUGGAAUUAAAAAAUCGAAAAAAAGAAAAAAUAUAUUAAGAGCUCCUUCUAUUAUUUGAUUUUUUUUGGCUGAGAUCUUUUGUUUUUUUUCUUGUGCUUUCUGUUUAGGUGCGUGUAAAUAUAUUCAGACAUUCUUCAUUCUUCUUCUGAUCAUCUUGUGUUUCAUUAUUCUUUUUCCACAGAACGACCAAAAUGCGAACACAAUCCCAUCUUUUGAGAGUUGCACACUGUGCGUCUGCAGGUCAUCACAUACAGUGCUGUCUCGUGCGUUGCUUUGUUUCCACUCUUUAGACACUGCAUGUCCAAAAAACAGCUUUACUCUCCAUUUUCAGACACGUCUUCUGUCUGAGAAUGAGGACUGACUGGAUCCCAUCACCUGCUGUCAUCCUGUUAUGCUUCCAAUAGUUUUCUUUGUGGGCUUUUUCUGUCUUGCAAUCUCAGCACUGCCUGAGCUUACAAUGUGACCAGCAAUGUAUUAUUUAGAAAUAAAAAAAAAAGGCAGUGCAAUUUUUUGUAUCAAUAUUAGUUGGAUAUGUUUGUAAAGAAAUAUAUGUUAGAUAUUUCAAAUUGUCAUAUGCUAGCAAUAUGUAAAGUAUUGUGCCAGGCUUGUGAUAUUUUGGGUUACAAAAGCAAGUGAAUGAGUGUAAAUAUUAAUGAUAUUAAUUAUUAUAAAAUUACAACAAAAGUAACCAUUAACUCUCUUUCCGUUUUGCAUCCUAUUACAAAAAAAAUGGAAGUACAUCCUGAAGAUUUUAAGCUACAUUUGUAAAUUCUAUAAAAGAUAUAUUCUUGCCAUUUGGUCCCUAAACCAGUCAAGAUAACAAGGGUUUUAAUGUAGAGUUUUAAAAUCCUUAGUUUGUCUUAUUUUUGUUUGCGGUUUUGCCUUAAGUGAUAAUAGAGAUAUUUCUGGCUGGACACCUGUAUAAACUUUUUCUGCAACAUU
This is a messenger RNA of Centropristis striata (black sea bass), 4596 nucleotides long. RefSeq names its product neuroligin 4 X-linked a (gene nlgn4xa). The record is from RefSeq and is a predicted model, not a curated record. The transcript is spliced from 6 exons. Gene Ontology annotation, biological process: synaptic vesicle endocytosis; postsynaptic membrane assembly; neuron cell-cell adhesion. Gene Ontology annotation, molecular function: neurexin family protein binding; signaling receptor activity. Gene Ontology annotation, cellular component: synapse; postsynaptic specialization membrane; cell surface. Bases 666 to 3140 code for a protein of 824 amino acids. Lineage: Eukaryota; Metazoa; Chordata; Actinopteri; Perciformes; Serranidae.